UACGCGUCAAAAAUUGAGAAGAAGGAAUCCUUUUGCGUCUCAUCUUCGAAGACAGAACUGGCUCGGAAGUUGCUUUCGGAUCCUGUUAUAUUAUUCCCAAUUCAUCACCUCCUGCCAUUGUUGCCAUUACUUUUCGAAUUCGUAUUCGCCUUUUUAAAAAGAUAUAGUGAUUCUGGGAUCUGGAAAACAUGGGAGGGGGAAAGAAUGAAGAAUCUGAUAAGGGGCUAUUUUCACAGCUAACUGGUCAUGGUGGAGGUCAUGGGUAUCCUCCUCAGUACCCUCCACCACCUGGCGCAUAUCCUCCGCAAGGCUAUCCACCACAGCAAGGUUACCCUCCGCAAGGCUAUCCACCACAGCAAGGUUACCCUCCGCAAGGCUAUCCACCACAGCAAGGUUACCCUCCGCAAGGUUACCCUCCACAGCAAGGUUACCCUCCUGCCGGCUAUCCACCAGCUGGUUACCCCCCUGCUGGAUACCCUCCAGCUGCUCAUGGCCCAUCAGGCUCACAGCAUUCAGGGCACGGUGGUAUGGGGGCACUGCUAGCUGGGGGUGCCGCAGCAGCUGCAGCUGCUUAUGGUGCAUCUCACUUGGCACAUGGGUCGCAUAGUCACAUGCCCCAUGUAGCUCAUCAUAUGUCUCAUGGAGGCAAAUUCAAGCAUGGUAAGCAUGGCAAAUUCAAACAUGGUAAGCAUGGCAAAUUCAAGCAUGGGAAGCAUGGAAUGUUCGGAGGCAAGUUCAAGAAGUGGAAGUGAUUUGCUCUUGUUAAUCUACUAAAUCAUAUGACUCGGCUCUAUCGAAUGCCCAAUGCUGGUUUUCUUUAAUAAUUCAUUCAGUCUAUGAUGACUUUAAUCUCUUUGUCAAUUUGCUUGGAUCUUACAUGUUUUUACGAAGUUAUAUAUAUACAUAUUACCGCCUCGCUUAUAUCAA
This is a messenger RNA of Mangifera indica (mango), 927 nucleotides long. Its product is annotated as glycine-rich protein A3-like. The coding region runs from base 189 to 752 and encodes 187 amino acids. The transcript is spliced from 3 exons. NCBI's taxonomy places the organism in Eukaryota, Viridiplantae, Streptophyta, Magnoliopsida, Sapindales, Anacardiaceae. The record is from RefSeq and is a predicted model, not a curated record.